Lepus europaeus (European hare) is the source of this 1084-nucleotide messenger RNA. It is a transcript of the gene SELENOS, whose product is annotated as selenoprotein S. The transcript is spliced from 6 exons. Gene Ontology annotation, cellular component: Derlin-1 retrotranslocation complex; Derlin-1-VIMP complex; endoplasmic reticulum membrane. NCBI's taxonomy places the organism in Eukaryota, Metazoa, Chordata, Mammalia, Lagomorpha, Leporidae. Gene Ontology annotation, biological process: endoplasmic reticulum unfolded protein response; retrograde protein transport, ER to cytosol. The record is from RefSeq and is a predicted model, not a curated record. The coding region runs from base 55 to 624 and encodes 189 amino acids.
GGAAGCGGCCCGCUGGAGGCGACGCGUCCCGGCCGGGCGGCGGCGGCGGCUGCCAUGGAGGGGGAAGGGGAGCUGCUGUCCGCGCGGCCGGCGCUGGAGACAGAGGGGCUGCGCUUCCUGCACGUCACGGUGGGCUCGGUGCUGGCGAGCUACGGCUGGUACAUCCUCUUCAGCGGCAUCGUCCUCUACGCCGUCCUGCAGAAGCUGUCCGCCCGCCUGCGGGGCCUGCGGCAGAGGCGGCUGGCCGGCGCCGAGGCCGCGCUGGAACCCGAUGUUGUCGUCAGACGACAGGAGGCUUUAGCAGCCGCUCGUCUGAAAAUGCAAGAGGAACUCAAUGCACAAGUGGAAAAGCACAAGGAAAAGUUAAGACAGCUGGAAGAGGAGAGGAGGAGACAGAAGAUUGAGAUGUGGGACAGCAUGCAAGAAGGCAGAAGCUACAAAGGCAGCGCGCGGAGGCCUCAGGAGGAAGAUGGCCCCGGGCCCUCUACUUCAUCGGUCGUCCCGAAGCGGAAGUCUGACAAAAAGCCUCUGCGGGGCGGUGGUUAUAACCCUUUGACUGGCGAAGGAGGCGGAGCCUGUUCCUGGAGACCUGGACGCAGGGGCGGCCCAUCAUCUGGUGGAUGAGGCUAAGAACCUUGUUAGUGUCACUUUUGACAUUAGCAAGGUGACUCCUUGACCCUCAACUCAAUUGCCUUACACAUGCUUUUCACAGUGACAAGCCGAGGGGAGGUGGGGUUAUUUCUGUUCUUAGUGACACCUGUGGGUUUGAGGGCUUUGGUCAUGGGGUGUAGACAUUAGGACUAGGCAUGGGUCACAGUCCGCUUCCAGACGGUGACGCACUCAGCGAUCCCCUGCUUAGCCGAGCAGCAGAGUUGAUAAGCGAGGCCUAGGAAUGAUCUCUCCCGCUCGAGGUCCUUGCUGAAGGACAGUCUCUGUGAAGGUUGUGCUGAAUGAUGUCUUCCUUAUAAAUGGUGAGCCCACCAGUGAGGAUUACUGAUGCAGACAGUUGAUGGGGUUCAUUUCUGUAUAUUUGUUUUAUGUACAGAACUUUGUAAAAAACUAUAUUAAAAAAUUAUGAAUAACA